This is a messenger RNA of Dracunculus medinensis (Guinea worm), 459 nucleotides long. The record is from the annotation of a GenBank genome assembly. NCBI's taxonomy places the organism in Eukaryota, Metazoa, Nematoda, Chromadorea, Rhabditida, Dracunculidae.
AUGACGAAUAAUGAGAGGACUUUCAUUUGCAUCAAACCAGAUGCUGUACAACGGGGUUUAAUUGCCAAGAUUAUUUCUCGUUUCGAAGAACGAGGAUAUAAAUUAAUUGCUAUGAAAAUGAUGCAUGCAUCGCGACAACAUUUAGAAAUUCACUAUAAAGAACUGAAUGGCAAGCCGUUUUUCAAUGAUCUUAUUAAUUAUAUGUCAUCUGGGCCCGUUGUUCCUAUGGUAUGGGAAGGUCUCGAUAUUGUUAAACAAGGACGUCUAAUGCUUGGUGCAACUAAUCCACUUGCGUCUAAUCCAGGAACGAUUCGUGGUGAUUAUUCUAUUCAAACUGGUCGUAACAUUGUUCAUGGAUCAGAUUCAUUGCAAUCGGCCGAACGAGAAAUAGCUCACUGGUUUAAACCAGAAGAACUUGUGGAAUGGAAAUCAGCAAAUACUGUUUGGCUUUAUGAAUAA